This is a messenger RNA of Pomacea canaliculata, 2135 nucleotides long. RefSeq lists its product as uncharacterized. NCBI's taxonomy places the organism in Eukaryota, Metazoa, Mollusca, Gastropoda, Architaenioglossa, Ampullariidae. The coding region runs from base 509 to 2062 and encodes 517 amino acids. The record is from RefSeq and is a predicted model, not a curated record. The transcript is spliced from 6 exons.
CCAGCACACGAGGACACAUUACACUUUCAACCUGAGGACACUGAGGACAGUUCAAGAAUUAUCAUGACCAGAUGCUAUGUUUAAGGGCGAAACGAAACGACACAUUUUCUUUUAAUAAAAGUUUUAAAAAAUGUUUCUUGGUAUUGAAAAAAAACGAAAGAAUUACUUUCUUCUUGGAUAAACUGCAGUUCGCGAGUGUUUUGUCACGAUUUCUGGAUGAACAAAGUAGUAGAGGGCUUAAAGGUGAGAGAAUGUUCUGAGACACCAUCCUUACUCUUACCUGUGACGGUGAGGUGUACCAACGUUACUCUUACCUGUGAGGGGAAGUGUCACACACCCAAGCCUCACCUUCUGUCACACGACUGUCGUGCGCUGGGCUGGAAACGAGCGCCGGCCGUCCUCCUCUGUUUAUGUUUCUCUCGGGGAAAUCUCCUCCACCAGGUCGCCGGGCCAGGAACCUUCAAGCACUCGUCAGGAGCAAACCACAGCACGAGACUCGAGUGUUGCCAUGGAGACCUUUGCCGCCAUUUACCUGCUUGUUCCUUUCUCCAUGUUUGUGCGACUGAGCCAGGCGCAUGCGCUCACGACAGGGUCUCUGGAUGGGGGAGUUCCGCCAGCAGGGGUAGGGGCAGACUUCAGCUACUUCCCCAGCUACCUGGCGCCUGGGCCAGACUUUCUCUCCGAGCACGGCGUGACCUCACUGGGGUUAGAGGUCAGCCCUGGGUUUCCCAGCAACCUUCAGGCGGCAAGCCAGCCACCAAGCAAGAGCAUCCAAAGUAACAUACCUUCGCUGCUUGCAGCUCUCAGCAGCCAGGUGUUUCCAUCAGGUCUCGGCGCUCACCUGUCCCCCGCCUCUGCUCUUUCCUUGACCGGCAACCAGUUCGCUCCCCUGGUUCAACCGGCGUCGCAGACAUUGUCUCCCAUGGCCAAGGCGUUGCUUAUCUUGCAGCAGUUGCAGCAGGCAUCUAAGGGUAGCUACCGGACGCUUCAACCCACACCACCCCCUACCCGCCUUGGGGUACCCCGAGUUCUGGGGCCCUCCCCCAUGCAGCAGAUGGCGUUGUCCAACCUCUUCAUCUCUGGACUGGAGAAACCUGGAGUUCCCAAAGUGCCCGUGGAGGCCAUGCCUUCUGGUCCUCCGCGAAAACCCGGAGGCCUCCAUCCCAUCCCGGGCCUGAGUGCCCCUCCAACUGCCGCAAUCGAAGCCCCGGUUGCCAAGGAAACACGUUCGGACUGCGACCCGCUGGUGGACGUGAUCUUCGCGCUGGACGACCUGCAGUCGCUGUGGUUGGCCCGUGACGCCAUACGUCAUUACGUCACGCACGUGCGGCCGGCCGGCAAGGCACGCUUCGGUGUGAUGCUGUGCGGUGCCGACCACACCUUCUACACGGCGCUGCACGUGCACCUCACGGGGCUGCUGGCCAGCCUGGAGGACCUGCAGCACGCCAACGUCACGCUGGAUCCACUCACGCUCCAGCAGCCUGACACACCCGGCUUCCGCUCCAGCAACAACCCGUACCCACCCCGGGUGUCCGAGGACUUUGCUCAGACAGACGCUAGAUGUCUAGAGACCGCCUAUUACAUGUUCAUGUAUCAGAGCCGCGACUACGUCACCCGUCUCCUGACGGCCAUCUUGUCCAAGGAUCGAUGGUCAGGUGACCAGGUGGUGGAGGAGGCUCGCUACUUGCAGUCCUUUAACGUGUCGAUGAUGGUGCUGGCUCAAGGCGCCCUACCCGCCGCCGUCAUGACGUCACUGCAAGCCAUGGCGUCAUCACCCCCGUUAUUCCGCGCCGUCACCGACAACGUCACCUUGCACGCUCUGCCCGCCAUCAUUGCUGACGUCAUGUGCAUGCCCUCUACAGGUAACGUCACGGUGACUGUGGAUGGAGAGUCGACGACACUGGCAAACUCUACUGGUGCAGUGGGCGGCACUUGUCGUCUGCAGAACGCCACGUCACUAGAGCGCAUCACUGACUUCGGACAGUUCUUCGGCCGCCGUAGCGACGUUGUGGUCUGCACCUCGGGUACUCGCCCUGACCUCCAUGCGUGCGCAUGCGUGUGAACUGGGGUACCCACACAGCAGUUGAUGUCGUAACAGCAGCAAAACCUCGUGUGGAGUCAACUGUUGAGACUAA